CAAUAUUGUUAAUCUCCAUAAUAACAUGGCGGAAGCUUCACUGGCGUCCAAAAUGAUCUCUUUCUCUCAAUAAUUUCGGACAAAGUGACCCCUUAAAUAGGAUAAAUACUGGGAUUUUAACAUCGUCACGAGAAGCCAUGACCGAUAGGGUAGAAUGGGUGGAGAUCAUCGAACCCAAGACACAGCGGCCCAUGUACGGCAACCUGAGGACCGGGGAGCUGGCAUGGGAACCCCCCUCCAGCGCAAAAGUGAAAAAGAGAGAUAACAACCAGUGGUGGGAGCUGUUUGAUCCAAAGACGUCCCGUUUCUACUACUACAAUGAGAUGCUACAGAAGACGGUCUGGCAUCGGCCGACCAACUGUGACAUCAUACCCCUCGCUAAACUACAGACUUUGAAGCUAAACACAGAAGCCCGGCAGGAUGAUGCUGAGGUUCAUAAACAUAAACAACAACAUUCUCAGCGGCAUCGCCACCGACAUCGAGAGGACAAUCGGCACGCCCGCCAUCACCACCACCACCAUCAGCAGCAGCAGGGUCCACCAAGGGGGCUUCCCCAUGACAAUGAGAGGAUGGAGGGUGAUGGACAGGCGGAGCUGAUCGGUCAGCCUGUAAGACAACGAAGGGCGUCAGACCAGGUGGAGAGAUCCAGAUUCAACGAACUUGCCACGGCCCACAGCAUGGGCUACCAUCAUCAAGGGGUCAUGCACGGGUCACCUAGAGGUCAAAGGUCACAGCGUUAUGUCCAGGAGAUGCCCGGGAUGCCAAUACCUCCCAACAUGCAACAGCAGCCACAGUACCCCUUGCCACAGGUACCUUACGCACACCAAGGUAGAAUGCGAUCUGACAGUGAACCGAUGGACAUAUCCAAAGUCCGGGGCGACAUGCAGGGACAACCGCCCAAUUUCAGUCGCUACCCGACUCACGGUGGUCGCGGAGGAUAUGAACUCGGUUCGGUUGGCAGGUCAGCGGGUCACGCUAUUCAAGAGGUCAUGCAAAGAGAAGGAUCUGGAGGGAACCUUUCGCAGGGCUCUGAUCAUUCGCAGGAGCGCCAUCGUCCGGACAGUCGGGCGUCGCAGUCGUCGCAUCAGUCGACGGAAGGCUAUGGACCGCAGCGGAGGCGGUCGCUGGAGAUGCAGGGACAACACGUCCACGAGCGUUCAGACAGUCAGGUGUCUACGGUGAGUCAGGGCGAGGAGCGGCAUCGAACAGCGCCCUCACCCCGCAGCAAAAAGAAGAAACAGAUGCCGAAGAUGGGCGUGACGGCGGCCAUGCAAAGAACUUUUGGCGGGCCUACGAGUCCCAACGCGAACCUGCCCCAUUCGCAGUCGGGGGAACGUCUGCAGCAUUUCUUUGGACAGCCGCCGCGCAACCAACUUCCGCCUCAAAUUCAAACCCAACCUCCAAACACGCAGGGGUUCAUCGGACCCGGCUACCACCGAAACGAGCAGGAGAGUCCUCGAUUAGCCAGUCCCAUGGACUCCUCUUUCUCACCUCCAGGUUCCAACAAUUUCAAUCGCACGGCCACUCCGGAUUCCUCGUCGAGUUUGGACUCCUCCUCUCAAUACCCCAGCACCAAAGACCGCCAUCUCGUGCCCAGCUACGGUGCAGGAUUCCCCGACCAGCGUGGGGAACACAUUGUUCAUAAACAUUCAGAUAGCCAGCUUUCGCAGAACUCCCAGACCUCCAUUUCGUCCCAUCAUUCGGACUCCUCCAACCGGCCGGUAACGUCCGAUUCACAACGGUCCCAGUCCUCCGAAGACCUCAACGGUCCUACCUACGUUCACGUUGGUCCACCUUCGCAGGAGGACCACAUUCUCUCUCACAGACACUCGCCGGCCAUGCAAGCCCCGAACAAUAACCUACCGCCCCAACUCUCGACGGACACCGACGAGAUCAUGCCAUCGGAUCCUAUCUACGCAAACCUCGAGUUCAUCGCGCAGCGCGAGAAGGAGGACGAGCAGCGCAUGGUCCUGCGCGAGAUGGAUCGGUUGAGCGGGGCCCAGGAUAUCGAGAUUAAGAUCCACCGUAAUCACUCCGGAUCGCCCAUGGGGCGGAUUAACGGGGAACAUGAGAACAGGAGCUAUAGUCUUGAAGCUUUGGACCAACACGAACAACUUGCCAAGGCGGGCAUUCGACUCAAUAAGAGUUUUGACUCAGAAGAGAGUUCAUCCCGCGAUGCGUCCGUCACCCACGAGAGCAGCCCCAUGAACACGCCCGGGUCUCCGCCCUCCCCCACGUCUCACGACACCCACUCCAUGGAGAGCCCCCUGACGGAGACGGUCCACGCCUCCCUGCAGCGCGGGGGGCACCACCGUGGGAGCACGACCUCCUCCACCAGCGGUGUCAACAUGAUCCAGACCAGCGUCUUCGAACGCAGCAUCUCCGUGCAGGACCAACGCCCCAUCUCCAUGGUAAUUUGCGAGGCCACGCCCCCAGUGGUGGUGUCGGAAGAGUGGAAGCAAAAGACAGGAACUGUUCCGCACGGCCUCAAGAAUAGUCCGUCUCUCAUUGCCAUCACACGAGGAGGGAACAAGAAAGGGAUUCUGCCCGGAGAGAACGAUCUAGAGAACGUUGCCCCAGACAAUCUGAACAGACACAAGAAAGGGCUGUUUAGAAAGAAGAUCUCACUCUCAAAUAUGCUGUCGUGGACAAAGGAGCCCAUAAGGAAGUCCAUGCUGAUGACGGAAGAUAAGGCAGUCAAAAGGGAAGCACCAGAAGUCUUUAAACUGACCCAGUGUUACAUGGGUGACCGGGUGAUCAAGGGUCACACCAGGGACUAUGCCUUGCUGGACCUGGUGGUCAAGGGCUGGUCCAUCGUACCUCUACGGGACGAGGUCUACAUCCAGGUCUGCCGACAAACCUCAGAGAACUACCAAGAGGACAGCCUACGCUCAGGCUGGGAGCUGAUGGCUAUUCUACUCUACUUCUUCCCUCCCUCUGUAUCGUUUCAUCCCUACCUAGAGAGCUACAUUGUCAAACACCUGGCUGGAGACUUUGAUACCAGAAAGUUUGUGUGUUGCGUUUCUCAGGUGACAGUCAAGGACUACGCUGAGCAGUGCAUGAAACGCUUGGACAGGGUGGCACAGUUUGGAGCCCGGAAAGGCAACAAGAAGAUCUCUUCAGAUGAAAUAGCAAUCGCUAAGAAUUCCAUCUUCUUUCCGUCUUUGUUUGGGAACACGCUGGAAGAGGCAUUGGAGCUGCAGAAAGAUCGCUUCCCAGACUACUCUCUGCCCUGGAUUGUGGUCGUCCUGUCUGAGGAGGUUCUGAGGCUGAAUGGGCAACGGUGUGAAGGCAUCUUUAGGGUACCCGGUGACAUUGACGAGGUCAACAGUUUGAAGCUCAAGUGUGACCAAUGGGUGCACCCAGAGUGCUCCGACCCGCACGUCCCCGCCUCCCUCCUCAAGCAGUGGUAUCGUGACCUCUACACGCCCCUCAUCCCCGACGAGUUCUACGAGCGGUGCAUCGUCAUGUGCAACGACAAGGACGGAGCCCUCGAGGUCGUGGAGGACCUCCCGGAUCUCAACCGACAUGUGCUCUCCCACUUCAUCAGGUUCCUGCAGAUCUUUGCUCACGAGGAGCACGUAGCCUUAACCAAGAUGGACGUGAACAAUCUGGCCAUGGUGAUGGCGCCAAACUGCCUACGAUGCAUCUCGGACCAACCGGAAAUCAUCUUUGAGAACACUCGCAAGGAGAUGUCCUUUGUUCGUCUUCUUAUCCAGUAUUUAGAUACCUCUUACAUGGUGGAUAUACAUUAAUGAAAUUAUCUUUCAGAACAGAACACUCGUAAGGAGAUGGCCAUUGUUCGGCUCCUCACUCAGUAUUAAAGCCCCAAUGCACUACUUAUAGCUACUUGCGCCCUCUGUAUAGCAAACAAUGCCUAAUCGGUGCCUGUUGGUCUCCCAUCCUCUUUUCUGUAUGUUAAUUAAGAGCUGAUUUGAUGAGAUAACCACCUGUCAGUGACCUUGCAGGGAGGUCUAAUCCCCUGGCCAAACUAGUGCAGACAGGCUUUAAAAUACCUUCUACAUGGAGGGUAUAGGGUAAUGAAAUGUGAAGGUCACGUUGGUAUCAAAAUGUUCAGAGGCUUCAUUAGCUUUAGGUCAGAUGGUUGAGAAAUUGUUCUUGUGGCCACCGAAGAAUAAAUUAUUAUGUUAAUUAGGGUAUACGGUUAUGAAGUAAAUAUGUAGUGCAGGCAUCAAAGUGUUCAGAUGCUCCAAUAAGAUGGUUUUAGAAAUUGUUCUUGUGGCCACCAAAGAAUUAGUUAUGCAUGGAAAAGUCCUGCUUUCAUCUCCUCAUCAAAUAUUUAAAUACCUCCUAAGGUAAUGACAUAAUUAUGAAGGUCACGUUGUUGUCAAAAUGUUCAGAGGCUUUAAUAGCUUGGGGUCAGAUGGUUUUAGGGAUUUUUCUUUUGGCUACCAAAGAAUAAGUUUUUUGGAGGGUGUGGGAUAUAUGUAUAACUGCGGGUGUUGUGGGGCUCCAACAGCUCGUACCAGACCCUGACUCUUCAGGUUUUAAGAUUUAUCAGAGGUUUACCGAAAAAUAUUUGUAAGAAUAUUCUCAGGCCGUCUACUCAUCAAGUAUUAAGAUACCACUAAUAUGUUAUUGAAUAAGAGAGUACUUACACAGCAUUGGUUUCAAGGUCUGGAUGAUUUGUCUAAGGGCACAACAUAAUUUGUUAUGCACGCUUUGUCCGUUCUCUUUCUACUUAUCUCGUAUUAAGAUACUUUUAGGAAAGUACACAGUCAAUGAAACGUGAAAGUCUUAUGGUUUUGAGGAUUUGCCUAAGGUCACAACAGAGCUUGCAUGCAUGCAUUGUCCUUUUUAUGUCUACUCAUCUUAUCUCUAGAUAUGUCCAAAAGGAAAGUACACAGGUAAUAAAACGUGAAAGUCCAGUUGGUAUCAAAGCAUUCAGAGGCUUCAAUGGCUUAUGCCAUGACAUGGCUGUUAAGUUCUUGAGGAUUUGCCAAAGGUCACAACAGAAUUUGCAUGCAUGUACUCUCCUUUCUCUGUCUACUCAUCUAGUGUUCAUAUAUUAUUAAUAAGAGAGAAUGCAAUAAUGAAAAAUGAAAGUAGUUCUGGUAUCAACGUUGUCUGAUACACCUGAGGGUUUGCAUGUUAAGGGUUUAGGGCUUUGAAAGUUGAGGGUGCAGGAGCUUUGAAUUGUAAAAGUUUAUGGGGGUUGAAUGUUAGAGGCUUUUAGGGGUUCUAAUAAGUUUCGAAAAUUUGUCAUGUAAGUGCUGUCAGAUUAUUUUUCUAACGAGGUACAUGUAUGGAAUUGUAGAUGUCUUAGACUCCACCUCCAUUUGACUAAAUAUAAAGUCAAGAUUAGAAUUCCCCCAAAAUUUGACUCACAUCGAAUUGUACGUAUGGGACUAAUCUCAAUUUGAGAUUUUAUCUUCUUCUUUCUGAGAAUUUCUAUAUUUAAUUCAAUUCCAGAAGUUUUGCAGACAAUAAUUUAGGUUCUUUGAAUGUCACAGAAUGUCGCAAGUCUACUAAGAUGGCCAUAUAAUGUUUUUUUAAAUAUUUUUUUCAUAUGCUGAAUUAUGCCAUGUCUUUAUUCUGUUCAAUCAAUCAUUUUGCAUUUUUCAAUCACAAUAUCCUAACACCCGAAUUCUCUAAUACCGGUAGAUACUAAGGGCAUUUUACCCUCGCAAUCAAUUACUAUUUGCAGUUAUUAUUAUUAAUACGCCAUUAUGCAAUACAUAUUGUAUUCUGUUUACAUGUACUUGUGUAUAGCUCGACGUGUGUUAGGACAAAGUAGUAAGCCAAUGGUGUACAAUCAUGUCCGCAAAAGUUCCGUCGAUGAAAAUUGUUUCCUGUGCUUGCGAUUGCUGUGUUGAAAUCAUCCUUCCAUGUAUUUGAUUGUAUUGUUUUUGUUUAGGAUAGACAUGUACAGUCAAACUGCUUCAGUGGUCACCUGUAGAGAAAGACCACCUGUCUAUAAAGACCACAUUUUUGUUUGUUUCCCUUGAAUACGGUUUCUCAUUGAAACCUGUACUGAAGGAACUGGUAGAUGAAGGCCACCUGAGUACAAAGGCCACUUUCCAUGUCUCCCUUGAGUGGUCUUUAUAUACAGGUUUCACUGCACAUGUGCUUUUAGCAAAUUAAACAUGGAGGCUGAAUUAAAUUUGUAUGACAGUGUAGAGGCAGUUAUUUUGAAGGCCAAGUAUGAUUUAUUGCAAUUUCUGUAAUUAAUUGAUUGUGAAAUGCAAUGGUAUCAAGUUUCCCAUCCUGAAUUCAGUGGUGUUUAAAACUAAACAACUGAAGGGAGAGGGGAGGGGAGGGGGGGGGGGAGGAGAUGCCCUGAAUCUGUAUUAGUGUGGCAUCUCCACCCCAUCCCUCUCCCACUCCCAAAAUGAAAAAUGGAAAUAAAAUGGGAAAAAGAAGAUGAGGAGCAAAGAGGUUAUUUGAGAUAGUACAAAUUAGAUGAAGUGCACUCAGACAUUAUUUGUAAUCAAACAUACUUUGGUAUUAAGAAAUUGUCCCAAAUCAAAUUGUCUGAAUGGUUGAUGAUACAUGUAGUCUCAGCAUAUAGAAUGUAUUAUGUAUAGCUGUAUUAGUGAAACAUUACUUAGAUAAACAAACAACAUGAUCCUCAAGCGUAUUAUAUAUGUAUGUCAUUUUAUUGCUGAUGGUCACAAAAAAGGGAUGCAAAUUACCUCACUGCUUUUGUUUCUUUCGUUCACGUUGUAUUCAAAAAGUCCAUUUUUAUAUUCUCGUUUUCUAUAAUCUUGAUUGACUUACUGUGAAAGCCAUUUUUUUCUCACAUGUUGUACAACCACAUCAAGUUAAUAUAUAUCAUUGGGGAGGUUAUAAUACCUUGUAACUAAAGAUAGUCGAAUGAAGAUAAUCGAAUGAAGAUAGUCAAAUGAAGGUAGUCAAAUGAAGAUAGUCAAAUGAAGGUAGUCACAUGAAGAUAGUCAAAUGAAGGUAGUCAAAUGAAAAUGGACAAAUAAAGGUAGGUCAAAUGAAGAUGGUCAAAUGAAGAUAGUCAAACGAUGUUGGUCAAACUAAGAUGGUCAAAUGAAGAUAGUCAAAUAAAGAUAGUCAAAUGAAGAUAGUCAAAUGAAGAUAGUCAAAUAAAGAUAGUCUAAUGAACUGAAACAUUUUCCUAUUUGUCCUCUCAAAAGCAUCAACGACCAGGUUGGUGAUGGUAUUAUUUUUGCAAAUUCACAUCACAUGGUUUUGUCAGUCAAAGUGAUCCUUGGCUACCAAAUCAUGAAGAAACUGAAAAAAUGAAAUUUGAAUCACAAGGUAUUUAUCACUGCACUUAUGGUAGUUAUCAUUA
Strongylocentrotus purpuratus (purple sea urchin) is the source of this 7285-nucleotide messenger RNA. RefSeq lists its product as uncharacterized. The coding region runs from base 138 to 3755 and encodes 1205 amino acids. Gene Ontology annotation, cellular component: cytoplasm; cytoskeleton. NCBI's taxonomy places the organism in Eukaryota, Metazoa, Echinodermata, Echinoidea, Camarodonta, Strongylocentrotidae. Gene Ontology annotation, biological process: signal transduction. The record is from RefSeq and is a predicted model, not a curated record. Gene Ontology annotation, molecular function: protein binding; GTPase activator activity. The transcript is spliced from 16 exons.